Letharia columbiana is the source of this 1629-nucleotide messenger RNA. RefSeq lists its product as uncharacterized. Gene Ontology annotation, biological process: Golgi to endosome transport; endocytosis. Bases 1 to 1629 code for a protein of 542 amino acids. The record is from RefSeq and is a predicted model, not a curated record. Gene Ontology annotation, cellular component: plasma membrane; endosome; clathrin vesicle coat. Lineage: Eukaryota; Fungi; Ascomycota; Lecanoromycetes; Lecanorales; Parmeliaceae. The transcript is spliced from 5 exons. Gene Ontology annotation, molecular function: phospholipid binding; clathrin binding.
AUGGAUCUCAACAGUCUCAAAGACCAGGUCAGCAACCUGACCUUGUAUGACCUGAAAGCCGGUGUACGGAAGGUUCAAAAUGCCGUCAUGAAUUACACGGAGAUGGAAGCGAAGGUCCGAGAAGCUACCAAUAACGAGCCAUGGGGCGCUUCAUCGUCACUGAUGCAGGAAAUUGCCAAUGGCACACACAACUAUCAAUUGCUUAAUGAGAUUAUGCCCAUGAUAUACAAACGAUUCACGGAGAAAGCUGCGGAGGAGUGGAGGCAGAUCUAUAAGGGUCUCCAACUACUCGAGUUUCUCAUCAAGAAUGGUUCAGAGCGAGUGAUCGACGAUGCCCGAUCCCACACCUCUCUUCUCAAGAUGCUACGGCAGUUCCACUUUAUCGAUCAGAAUGGCAAAGAUCAGGGAGUAAACGUGCGUAACCGAUCAAAAGAGCUGGCCGAGCUGCUAGGAGAUGUUGAACGUAUCCGAGCCGAACGGAAAAAAGCCAGGUCCAACCGCAAUAAAUUCGGAGGCGUCGAGGGCGGUGCGAUGAGCGGUGGCAUGUCCAGCGGCAGCCGGUAUGCCGGCUUUGGCAGUGAAGAUUCUGGUGGAUACGGGGCAUACAGUGGUGGAGUCUACGGUGAUGGUGGUGGAUAUGGAGGAAAUACGUCUGGUUUCCAGGACUCGAGCAGCAGGAAAGAUCGAUUUGAGGAAUAUGACGAGGGCGACGAUGGCGAGGUUUCGUCGACUUCACGACGGAAAGCAGACGUCCCAAAACGAGAGCAAAAGAAAGCCGAGCCGGCUAAACCAAAAGAACCAGAGAUCGAUAUUCUGGCCUUUGACAACGACAUUCCACCUGAAACCCCUCCGAAAGAGUUCGCCUCCAGUAUGAGGAAACCCGCUACAAACCCACUAAAUACUGGCGCAACAGACGACGAUGACUUCGACGAUUUCCAAUCUGCCACACCUAUCACAGCAGCUCCUUCAAGGCCAUCGAUACCUGGUCUACCACUAUCCACCAGCACUACAGCAUCAAGCACCCAAUUCGCGGCGCCGAGACCCGUCGCCCCCUCACAAGGUAACAACCUCAAUGAUCUAGUCGGCUUCAAUUCCAUAUCGCCAGCACCCAGCGCUAUGGGCAGUAAGGCCUCGCCGCCAGCACCUAAUUACAACAUCUCCUCCCCACCAGCAAGCGCCUUUACAUCUCCACCACCGCUCGCACAAACACAAACCCAACAGCAACCUCCUCGUCCUACAGGCUAUCAAGCCGCAACACCCAACUAUUUCACUUCUGUGCAAGCGCCCACACCUUCCCAGCAGCCUUCCUCAGUCCCAAGUGCAAGACCAGGCGUGGCCUCCACGAAUAGUUUUUCCAAACCCGCCGCGAAAGCCUCGUCAUCCGGCGGCGAUGUCUUUGGUUCGUUAUGGUCUACGGCAAGUGCAGGUGCGGGAAUCAAGAAAACCUCAACGCCAACUAGUGCAGGACCAGGUCUGGCGGCAAUACAGAGAGAAAAGGCGUCGACCCAGAUCUGGGGAGCUCCUGCGGUAAGCAGCCAGGCAGCCAUGCCUACGGCGCCAAUGCAGCCGAUGCAGAGCAACGGGCAAAGGAGUGGAGGUGGAGGUGCGUUGGAUGAUCUGCUAGGGUGA